Molecule: messenger RNA, 615 nt
Organism: Trichomonas vaginalis G3
Lineage: Eukaryota; Parabasalia; Trichomonadida; Trichomonadidae
Product: protein of unknown function, DUF4106 family
Exons: 1
Coding region: 1-615 (204 amino acids)
Source: RefSeq, a predicted model, not a curated record
AUGAAAGAUGCAGAUAUUUUGGACCAGUAUGAAAUGAACAUGGCUGAUGGAAAUAUAACACCUGACGUUCUAGAACAUUUAUCUCAAAGAACUACACAGAACCAUAGAGAUGGUAUAUUUGGUGAAGAGUUUAGAAAGAAAGUUAGGGAGAGAGAAGGAAGAGAACCUAUUGUACAUGACCUUGCAAACGAAAGUUUGCAAAAUGUCAUAAAAACUUACUUUGCAGACAAUGAACUGAGAAGGGAUGAAUAUUUAAGAAAACUCAAAUGGACAGUACCAAAUGAAAUGUUAGUAUUGAAAAACAUGUUCCAUGACAAAAUAAAACCAACUACAGAAAUAAAUGACGCAAGACUGAAACGUUGGGUAAAAGCUUUCCCAUUCACAAAAGAUAUUAUUGGUAACAUGGAAAGAAAACCAGAAUGGCUACAAAAACAUAUAUUUGGAAACGAGCUUAUUCCAUAUGGACAAGCUCUGUUUGAAGAGCUUGAACCGGAAACUCAGGAAAGAGUCAUGCAAACAAUACGCGAAGACUCAAAUACAAACUAUGACAAAAUCUUUCUAGGAUAUAGGUUACCUGAGAUGGGCGACCAGAGCCCAAAGGCAAAAAGGACAUAG